AUGUGGGGCCGCAUCACGGAGUCCUUUAGCAAGGUUAAGAAGAAGGCAGAUGAGGUAGCUUCUUCUGUUCAGUCUGGCACAGCCCUUUUAUCUCGCGCGCGAGAUGUGCUGCUGAUUUUGGGGGGGGGCACGGAGCAUGCUGCUGCUGCUGCUGCUGCUGCUUUUGAAGGACUAACAGCAGAGCAGCUGCUGCUGCUGCUGGAGGAGCAAGCAGCAAAUGUCAGGUCGCCAGACGAGCUACAGCACGUGCUUCACAUCUGGACCACCCUGCUGCAGCACGACGACAACUCAGACGCUCCCCGCUUUCCGUCUGGUGACGUGGAGCAGCAGCAGCAGCAACAUGAAACAGCUGGCAACGGCUCUUCUGCAGCAAACCCCACAGCGCAGCAGCAGCAGCAGCAGCAGCGGGCAGGCAGCGAUUUCGCGCAGCAAAUUUCGAAGGAGCAGCAGCUGCUGCGCGAGCUGCAGCUGCCCCAGAAGUUUCUCAGUCCCGACUUCGGCUUUGCAGAGGUCAGUUUUACAGAAGUCAGCGGCAGCAGCAGCAGCAGCAGCAGCAGCAGCAGCAGAAAUAUUAGCAGCAGCAGCAGCAGCGGCUGCUGCUGCUGCCUUGGGUUCCUAUAG
This is a messenger RNA of Eimeria tenella, 621 nucleotides long. RefSeq lists its product as uncharacterized. The transcript is spliced from 3 exons. Lineage: Eukaryota; Apicomplexa; Conoidasida; Eucoccidiorida; Eimeriidae. Bases 1 to 621 code for a protein of 206 amino acids. The record is from RefSeq and is a predicted model, not a curated record.